AGGGUUUCUUCUCUUCGUUUUCUGCAUAUCAGCUGCCGGGAGAGGGAGUGUGCGAGAAAGCAAUAGCGACGGUGAAGCAAAGAUGGAAGGAGCGGUAGAAGUACACAGUGCGAAUCCGGUAGCAGUGCACAGUGUGAAUCCGCAAGAAGAGAAGGUUCGCAGUGAUAUCCUGCUCUUCAACCGUUGGUCUUACGACGAUGUUCAGGUUAAUGACUUGUCUGUGGAUGAUUAUAUCACUGCCACCGCAGCCAAGCAUCCUACCUACACACCACACACUGCAGGUCGGUACCAAGCCAAAAGGUUCAGGAAGGCCCAGUGCCCUGUUGUGGAGAGGUUGGUCAAUUCACUGAUGAUGCAUGGAAGGAACAAUGGGAAGAAGCUUAUGGCAGUUCGAAUUGUUAAGCAUGCUAUGGAAAUCAUUCAUUUGUUGACAGACCAAAAUCCUAUUCAAGUGAUUGUUGAUGCUGUGAUCAAUAGUGGACCAAGAGAAGAUGCUACUCGAAUUGGUUCUGCUGGUGUUGUGAGACGUCAGGCUGUUGAUAUAUCUCCUCUCCGUCGUGUGAACCAAGCAAUUUACCUCAUAACAAGUGGUGCUCGCCAAAGUGCUUUCAGGAACAUCAAGACCAUUGCUGAGUGCCUUGCAGAUGAACUCAUUAAUGCUGCCAAGGGGUCUUCCAACAGUUACGCAAUUAAGAAGAAGGAUGAGAUUGAGAGAGUUGCCAAGGCCAACCGUUGAAGAGUUGGUCUCAUGCAUAAUCCAGGACUUUAUUUGAAAUAUUUAUACUUUUUGUACUUGUGUUAAAUGCUUCAGAGUCUAAAUUUUGUUUUGCUUGAUUUAGUUGGUUAUUUUCAGAUUUUUUUUUAUAUAAAUCCUUGAAGAUGCUCUCUUUAUUUAUUAAAUUAGAAUGGACUACUGAACUAUAUAUUAUCAAGUGAUAGUAGAGAUCUCAUUUAUCAUAUCUAUGGAUACAUAGUUGAUA
This is a messenger RNA of Ipomoea triloba (trilobed morning glory), 980 nucleotides long. RefSeq names its product 40S ribosomal protein S5-like. Lineage: Eukaryota; Viridiplantae; Streptophyta; Magnoliopsida; Solanales; Convolvulaceae. Bases 83 to 736 code for a protein of 217 amino acids. Gene Ontology annotation, molecular function: structural constituent of ribosome; rRNA binding; mRNA binding. The transcript is spliced from 4 exons. Gene Ontology annotation, biological process: translation; ribosomal small subunit assembly. The record is from RefSeq and is a predicted model, not a curated record. Gene Ontology annotation, cellular component: ribosome; cytosolic small ribosomal subunit.